AUGCUGUACCCCGCUGCACCGCCCUGCACCCCGCUGCUCCCCGCUGCUCUCCGCUGCUUCCUGCUACUCCCUGCUGCUCCCGCUGAUUUCCGCUGCACCGCGCUGCUCACCGCUGUUCCCAGAAGUCUGCAGGAGCACUUUGAAUCAUGCGGCGAAGAUGUACGAAAGGAACGCAGCUGAAAAUGUAGAAUUAGCAUUAAGAAUGAAUUUUAACAUUGUAUAGAGUUCGUUGCCGGUUUCGAAAUAACAAACUCUUGUUAAUUUUAAUGCGGUAGUUUUGAGUAAAUGGAUUUCGUUCAGAAUAUUUAUUAUUUUAAGAAAGUCACGCUAAAUCUUAACCUUCAAAACGUAUGAACGUAAAGUAACUGGGGGAAAAAGUAGAAGCGUUAAGAAAUCUGCCACUACUCUAAACUAAUAUUUAUGUACUUGGUGCACCAGUUUGGUUUUUAAAAUUGUUUGAGAGAAGUUUCAAAAUGUAAAAAAAAUGUAUGUUCCGAUUUUUGUGGUAAAUUUCAUUAUUUUCUGAUCUGUAAUUAAUUUUGUUUGAAUUGUACGAACGUUGUGUAAGAGCAUUGUAAAAUGGUUUAAUAAAGAUAUUACGAUGUAAUUUUGUAUG
Molecule: messenger RNA, 616 nt
Organism: Gryllus bimaculatus (two-spotted cricket)
Lineage: Eukaryota; Metazoa; Arthropoda; Insecta; Orthoptera; Gryllidae
Source: the annotation of a GenBank genome assembly